AGAGUGUCCCCAGUUCUUCAAUUAGUCUGUAUUGGUCUCACUUGUUUUAUUUCAGCUGAGUAGAUCGUUAGCAUCAGACAUGGUUUUGUUAAUUUCUUAUGUAACCCACAGCCAACAUAAAUUUAUGUUAAUGGCAAUCUGGGGCAUAAUUUGUUGCGACAUUAUCUUGGAUAGUCGGGUGCCAAUCAUAAUAUCAUGGCGAGGUACUUGUACUGCAGCUAUCAUCUCAGCGUUUUUGGCACAGUGGUUUUCAUACAUGCAAAAGAAACGGCAAGCUCAACCUUCACCCAAGCGCCCUUGGAGCCUUAUUGAGCAUCAUGCUACCUAUACGUUUUUAUUUGUUUUCCCGGUUGCUCUCUUUUUGACAUGUGCUUGGGCUUUUAUCAUGGAUCCCCAACUGAACAAAACUGUCCACUUAUGGUUGGCAAUGGGGCUUGCGGCUUUUAAAAUGGGGGAUUUCAUGAAAUACUACCGUAGUUUUAGUUCUUGUAAUGGGGUUCCUUUGAAGAAGAACGGGUUCAACGUUACACUAGCAGCUGUGGGUUUUGCAUCAUAUGUCUUUUCUGUUUAUCCAUUGAUGAAUUCCACCGGAGAAGAAUAUAAUAUAUGGUAAGUUAAGCUCAUGUUGUUUGUAUCAAUUGCCGUUACUGAUAAUACGAUAGGAAGCCAGUCAUGUACAAUAUAGUGCUAAGCACAGUGUUGAUGCCGAUUUUGAUGAACUGGAACUUGUCCAAACAUCCGUUUAACGGAAAUUUGUACCUGCAAUUGUCUCGGCAGGUGUUCUUUAUGGGCCUGUUCAACGCUUAUUCAUUCGUCUACGAAAAAGAAGACGGCCGCAAAAGUUCAUUCAAUCGCUGUACUUGCGCUUGUUAUCCAU
Molecule: messenger RNA, 877 nt
Organism: Radiomyces spectabilis
Lineage: Eukaryota; Fungi; Mucoromycota; Mucoromycetes; Mucorales; Radiomycetaceae
Exons: 4
Coding region: 80-613 (177 amino acids)
Source: RefSeq, a predicted model, not a curated record